Solanum stenotomum is the source of this 3210-nucleotide messenger RNA. RefSeq names its product receptor-like protein 7. The transcript has a single exon. The record is from RefSeq and is a predicted model, not a curated record. Gene Ontology annotation, molecular function: protein binding. Bases 52 to 2982 code for a protein of 976 amino acids. NCBI's taxonomy places the organism in Eukaryota, Viridiplantae, Streptophyta, Magnoliopsida, Solanales, Solanaceae.
AUUUGUAUACAUGCAACAUAUCAUUACUGCAUUUUAUAGCAUUGCCUCACAAUGAAAAUAUCACUCAUGCUACAGCUUUCUUUCAUCACCAUGCUGGUGGUGCUUUUUUUGAUUAAUUCUCCAGUGUAUGGUCAUUGUUUAGGCGAUCAAAAGGCGUUGUUGCUUAAACUAAAGAAUGGCCUUACAUUCGAUUCAUCUUUGUCAACCAAACUGGUAAGAUGGGAUCAAAACACUGACUGUUGCCAGUGGCCAGGUGUAAGUUGUGAUCAGAAAGGUCAUGUGCUUGUUUUGGAACUGGACAACGAAACAAUUUUCAGAGGACUUGAGAAUCCAACCAGUCUAUUCGAUCUUCAGUAUCUUGAGAAGCUGAAUUUGGCUUAUAAUCAUUUAAACUCUGUUCAAAUACCGAGAGAAGUUUAUAAGCUCACAAACUUAACAUACCUGAAUUUGUCAUUUGCUGGUUUUGGUGGGAAGAUUCCAAUGGAAUUGUCAAGAUUGACGAAGUUAACGUUUCUUGACCUUUCUAAUGUCGCAUUAAAGCUUGAGAGCGGAGAUCUGAAGGCACUGGUUGGAAACCUGCCAAAUCUUAGAGAACUUUAUCUUGAUGAAGUGUACAUACCAUGGAAGGGGAUUGAGUGGUGCUCAACUUUAUCUUCAUCUCUGCCUCAGUUAAGAGUGUUAAGCAUGACAAAUUGUGGCAUUUCAAGCCCUUUUGAUCCCGUCCUCUUAAAUCUUCAUUUCCUUUCAGUCAUUCGUCUGGAUGACAACAACUUGUCCACUAUAGUUCCUGAAUUUCUAGCAAAUUUUACAAAAUUGACAACCCUCAGUCUCAGUAACUGCAACUUGAGAGGUGAAUUUCCGAAUAAGAUCUUUCAGGUAACAACUCUACAGGAGCUUGAUUUAUAUGGCAAUGAAAAACUCACUGGCACUUUACCUGACUUUUCACAGAAUGGUUCAUUAAGGGAGUUAGGUCUUGGCAGAACAAAUUUCACAGGUUCACUUCCAGAUUCAAUUGCUAACCUCACAACCUUGACCGAGAUUGACUUAAGUUCAUGCAAUUUCUUUGGACCUAUCUCAUCAAAAAUGGAAAAUCUAAGAGAUUUAGUUUAUUUAGACUUUUCAUUCAAUAGCUUUACUGGCUCAAUCCCACUAUUUCGUAAGGAAAAGAAGCUCAAUUACAUUGACCUUUCUUAUAACAAUCUAACAGGUCCACUUUCUUCUACUCAUUUUGGAGGUCUUUCAGAGCUUGAGUAUCUACACUUGGAAGAAAAUUCUAUCGGUGGGACCCUUCCGACAGUUGUGUUUUCUAUUCCAUCAUUGCAGGUGCUUGAACUUCAGAAUAAUCACGUCAGUGGAGAAGUCCAUGAAUUUGCUAACGCGUCCUCCUCUUUUUUGUAUAAACUUGACUUGAGCAAUAACUAUCUAAAUGGAUCAAUCCCCUGGUCUAUCUUUAAACUCAAUAGGCUUUCACAACUCUCACUUUCUUCCAACUCCUUCAGUGGGACCAUUAAUAUCGAAGCGAUAAAGGGACUUCCUAGGCUAAAAAUACUUGACCUUUCUUACAACAAUUUGAGAAUUGAUGUACAGGGUAGUAAUUCAACCUCAUUUCCCUUUCCCCAAAUGAGUGAACUGAACUUGGCAUCAUGCCAGUUGCAAAAGUUCCCGGAUCUCAAAAACCAGUCACUCAUAUUUGCUUUAGACCUUUCAUACAACAGGAUCAAGGGCAAUAUACCCAUUGUACCUAAUUCUCUUAUCUACCUUUCAAUUGCCAAUAAUAAACUUACGGGAUCAAUACCCUCUUCCAUAUGCAAUCUAUAUCAGCUUCAAUUUAUUGAUAUGUCAAACAAUUCCAUAAACAACAAACUACCUCCAUGUCUAUUUCAAAUGUUUGACUAUCUCUCAGUGCUGAAUCUAGGGAGAAACAGACUAAGUGGCAUUAUUCUUGAUACAUUUUUGUCAAACUGCAGUUUGAAAACUUUAGACCUCAGCAACAAUAACUUAGAAGGAAAAGUACCAAGAUCCCUGCAAAGAUGUGCAUUUCUGGAGGUUUUAGACAUUGGAAACAACAAGAUUAGAGAUACAUUCCCAUGUAUGUUGAAAACAUUACCCAGUUUGCACAUCCUAGUCCUAAGGUCGAACAAGUUUUAUGGAGAUCUCCUGUGUCGUAUAGCUAAUCAAACAUGGUCGAAGCUUCAAAUUAUAGAUAUUGCAUCCAACAAUUUCAGGGGAGCACUGCUACCACAUUACUUCUCGAGCUUGGAAGGCAUGAUGAAGAGCAGAAAUCCAGAGCCACGACUACACUACUUGGAAGUUGAAUUCAUCAACUAUGGCCUCUACUAUCGAAAUAGAGUGACUUUAACUCUCAAAGGUCAGGAGAUGGAGAUUGAGAAUAUUCUUGAAGUUUUUACUUCCAUCGAUUUCUCCUGCAACAACUUUGAAGGAGAGAUACCAGAGGUAUUGGGAGAUCUCAAAUUGCUUUACCUUCUUAACUUAUCGCACAAUGCUUUGACAGGAAGAAUACCAAAGGCCCUCGGAAAGUUGACUCAGCUUGGAUCCUUAGAUCUUUCAGUAAACCAGUUAAGUGGGAGAAUUCCAGACGAGCUCGCGAGUCUCACAUUCCUUGCUUUCUUGAACCUAUCUUUUAAUCAACUUUCCGGUAGGAUUCCAAGAGGAAACCAACUUCAGACAUUCUCAGCAGAAUCUUUUGAAGGGAACACAGGGCUGUGUGAUUUUCCGCUGAAGAAACUGUGCAGUGACACCAAAAUGAAUGGAUCGUCACAACCAAGAAGACAUUCUGACGAUGAAACAGUUGAUGGGAAAUAUAUAAGUUUUGCAUUGGGAUCUUCAUUGUGUUUUGGUAUCGUUACCUGGCUGCUUUUGCAUAGCACAAGAUAUAAUGAGCUCGUUGACAGACUUCUUUUCAGAAUUUUUGGUGAGCACAAAAAGGCAGGCAGAAAUAGAAACAGAAGGAGGUCAAGGUAAGUUAAGCUUUAUUAGUGUAGAGUACACAAGGUCAUUUUGUUCACUUGGUGCCUAAGCUUUGAGGUUGGAUCUUUUUACAUUCUGUUUUGCUGGAUAAGCCUGCAUGUUGAAUGAAUUAAGGAGUUCAUUUUGUGUUUUCUGUAUGCGAAAUUAGUUUCUUUUAGGAAGCAAUUAACACCAUAUUUACACAAAUAUAUACAGCUGUUACAUAGAUAAUAUACAGCUAUU